Messenger RNA from Penicillium olsonii, 3315 nucleotides. NCBI's taxonomy places the organism in Eukaryota, Fungi, Ascomycota, Eurotiomycetes, Eurotiales, Aspergillaceae. The record is from the annotation of a GenBank genome assembly.
AUGCCUGAAGCAAUUAUGCCUCCCCAUAAGCGGGUACUGGGUGAUGCGGUCAACAAUACCGCCGGGAUCACCAAGUCCCCAAGUGUGCUCAAGAAACGAAAGCUUGACACAGAGCCCUCAGUAUCAUUUACACAGUCAUCCCAGACGGCGCGCCGGAAGAUUGGCUCUACGCAACCCCAGAAAAGUCAAUUCGAGGAGGAAGUCCUUGAAAAGUUAACGCAGGAUAUCGGCGAGCUGAAAGGAAGUAACUCGGAGACAGACCAACAGUGGGAGCGUCCACCUGUUGAGAACUUUGAUGAGACGAAAGAAAACAUUUGUUUCCAGCAGAUUGAUGCUGAGGAAUCUGUGCUGAUGGGAAAGCCUGCCAUCCGACUGUUCGGUGUCACCGAGGUUGGACAAUCCGUUUGUCUUCACGUUACCGGUUUCGAGCAUUACCUUUACAUCGCGGCCCCCGUUAGCUUCACGAAAGCCGAUUGCGACCCCUACAAGCAUUUCCUCGAACAAAAGUUGGGGCAGAGCUAUACGGCCAUCUCUUCUGUGCAGCUCACGAUGCGUGAGAAUAUCUACGGAUUCCAGGGAAAUCAGAAAAGUUAUUACAUCAAGAUUACCGUCACGGAACCGAAGUUGGCAGCCCGGCUACGAAGUGCGCUGGAGAGCGGCAGCGGGAGCAUGAAUUACAAGGGCAUGUGGGGCAGCUCAGAUGGCAUUCUCACAUUUGACAAUAUUCAAUACCUCCUCCGGUUCAUGAUUGAUACCGGCCUGGCUGGCAUGGCAUGGGUGGAGGCAAUGGCCGGAAAAUACCGCCUUCUUGGCCCGCGCGAGCAACUGUCAAAUUGCCAACUUGAAGCCGCCGUUGAUUAUCAUGAUAUGGUCGCACAUCAGCCAAACGGAGAAUGGGCAAAGAUGGCGCCCCUCCGUGUGCUCUCCUUUGAUAUCGAGUGCGCAGGCCGGAAAGGUAUCUUCCCAGAGCCUAAUCAAGACCCGGUCAUCCAAAUUGCCAAUGUGGUCACCAGAUACGGAGAGUCAAAGCCUUUCAUCAGAAAUGUCUUUGUUCUCGAUACCUGCAGUCUGAUCGUCAACACCCAGAUUUUGGAGUUUCAAAAGGAGGAGAAGAUGCUCGAUGCCUGGCGCGAUUUCGUGGAGAAGGUGGACCCGGAUGUAAUCAUUGGUUACAACAUUGCCAACUUCGAUUUCCCCUAUCUACUUGACCGCGCCAAGCAUCUGAAAUGCACAGGCUUCCCUUAUUGGACCCGGCUGAAGGGUUGCAAGACUGAGGCCAAGGAUGCCAACUUUUCAAGCAAGCAAAUGGGCAACCGAGACACAAAAGCCACAAACACCAACGGUAGAAUUCAGCUUGAUCUUCUUCAGUUGGUCCAGAGAGAUCACCAGCUGAGAAGUUACACACUCAAUUCGGUAUCCUACGAAUUCUUGAAAGAGCAGAAAGAAGAUGUCCACCACACGAUGAUUACUGAACUUUUCAACGGUACUCCUGAUUCACGGCGGCGACUGGCCGUGUAUUGUCUGAAAGAUGCAUAUCUCCCACAACGUUUGAUGGACAAAUUGAUGUGUCUGGUCAACUACACGGAAAUGGCAAGGGUCACGGGUGUGCCUUUCAACUUCCUCCUGUCUCGUGGACAGCAAGUGAAGUUCAUCAGCCAGUUGUUCCGAAAAGCAUUAGAACAACAGCUCGUCAUUCCAAACUCUAAGCCCCAGGAUGAGCAAGACUACGAAGGUGCCACUGUCAUUGAGCCCAUUCGAGGAUACUAUGGUGUGCCAGUCGCGACCCUCGAUUUUGCUUCACUAUAUCCAUCUAUUAUCCAAGCGCACAACCUUUGUUAUACAACAUUGCUCAACAAGAACAGUGUCGAGAAGCUCAACCUCAAAAAAGACGAAGAUUACAUUGUCACACCAAACGGAGACAUGUUCUGCACAACCAAAGUUCGCAAGGGGCUCCUGUCCCAGAUUCUCGAGGAACUGCUGGGAGCAAGAAAGCGCGCGAAGAAAGAGUUAGCUACAGAGACUGAUAGCUUCAAAAAGGCUGUGCUCAACGGUCGUCAGCUCGCUUUGAAGGUCAGCGCCAACAGUGUUUACGGUUUGACGGGUGCCACAGUUGGAAAGUUGCCUUGUCUUCCCAUCGCUAGUUCAACAACCAGUUAUGGUCGCCAGAUGAUUGAAAAGACGAAGCAGGAAGUGGAAGCGCGCUACACCAUCGCCAAUGGAUAUUCCCACGAUGCCCAGGUCAUCUACGGUGACACCGAUUCCGUCAUGGUCAAGUUUGGCGUCACUGAAUUAGCUGAAGCGAUGAAACUUGGACAGGAAGCAGCAGACUAUGUCUCUUCCAAAUUCAUCAACCCCAUCAAACUUGAGUUCGAGAAGGUAUACUUCCCGUAUCUUCUCAUCAACAAGAAGCGCUACGCUGGACUCUACUGGACCAAUCCCGACAAGCAUGAUAAGAUGGAUACCAAGGGUAUUGAGACAGUCCGACGUGACAAUUGCUUGAUGGUUCAAAACGUUAUUGAGACGGUGCUGAACAAGAUCUUAAUUGACCGGGAUAUUGAUGGCGCACAAGACUACGUCAAAGCAACCAUCUCAGACCUUCUUCAAAACAAGAUCGAUAUGUCGAAACUAGUCAUCACAAAGGCAUUGUCUAAGCGCAAGGAGGACUAUGCUGGCAAGCAAGCUCACGUCGAACUUGCUGAGCGCAUGCACAAACGUGACGCGGGUUCUGCACCAACACUCGGUGACCGUGUGGCCUAUGUCAUGAUCAAGGGCGCCAGUGACUCCAAGGGCUACGAACGCGCAGAAGACCCCAUCUUCGUCUUGGAGAACAACAUUCCCAUCGAUACCAAAUACUACCUCGAUAAUCAGCUGGCGAAUCCGCUGGGCCGUAUUUUCGAACCUAUUCUGGGGGAGAAGAAGGCAGGUCAGCUGCUCACUGGAGAGCACACACGUUCUAUCUCCAAAGCAGCCUCCAGCUUAGGUGGUCUGAUGAAAUUCGCGAAGAAAACUCAGACUUGCAUGGGUUGCAAAAAGCCUCUCGCAAGCAACGAGGAAUCAGAAGGCGCGGUCUGCGUCAACUGUCGUCCCCGAUUAGGUGAACUCUACACCAAAACUCUGACCAAGACUUCUGAUUUGGAGGUCCGGUUCGGACGGUUGUGGACUCAGUGUCAACGCUGCCAAGGUAGUCUGCAUUGCGAAGUCAUCUGUUCUUCUCGAGAUUGCCCGAUCUUCUACAUGCGCAUGAAAGCAAAGAAAGAUGUCGAAGACGCACAGAAGGACUUGUCGCGAUUUGACCUCGAUGCUGGGGCUUGGUAA